AUGGAUGAUUACGCGUCGGAAAGUGGAGCUAGAGAGAGAAAGAAAGAGGAAGUAUACAUAGAUGUGGAUGAAGAUAUUGAAACAUUCGAGCUACAUGAUUUCAGUGAAUUUUUCACAAUUUCGACUGCAUUUGAUAGUAAAGAUGCACUAGUCGAGUGGGCGAUGAAUAUGGCCAUCAGUCAUGGACAUGAGAUUAGGCGACAGUCUUACCACGAGGGCCGACAAUAUUUGACUUGCAAAAGAGCCUAUAAGAGUCGAGGAAAAAAUGCAGAGGUCGAAACAAGCCGGAAGUCCGGUUCAAUAAAGUGUAAAUGUCCUUUUGCGCUAUGGGGUAAAGAGGGUCGUGAUGGAUUAUGGCGUCUUACCAUCAAAAAUGGCAAGCACAAUCAUAAUCCUCAUAAAUAUCCACAAGGACUACGUUCGCUAAGUCGCCUUACUGAAGAGCAACGAGAAGUGACAAAGAUACUGAAAAAGAGCCAUGUGAAGCCGAAGGAAAUUUUGCAUCAUCUGAGGCAGAUGAAUCCGGAUACGGCUGCGUCCUUGAGAGAAGUGUACAAUGAAUCACAGAAAAUUAGACGAGAGGAAAUGAAAGGAAAAACAGUUAUACAACAUCUGUGGCACGAACUAAGUGAGAGUGGAUACAACAAAUGGCAUCGAACAAAUCCAGCUGGUGAUACAGUGCAAGACGUUAUGUUUGCGCACCCUGAUUCAAUAAAGCUUUUGCAGUUAUUUCCAUACGUCAUCCUGAUGGAUUGUUAUUUCCAUACGUCAUCCUGA
Molecule: messenger RNA, 777 nt
Organism: Erythranthe guttata (spotted monkey flower)
Lineage: Eukaryota; Viridiplantae; Streptophyta; Magnoliopsida; Lamiales; Phrymaceae
Source: RefSeq, a predicted model, not a curated record